Molecule: messenger RNA, 759 nt
Organism: Exophiala bonariae
Lineage: Eukaryota; Fungi; Ascomycota; Eurotiomycetes; Chaetothyriales; Herpotrichiellaceae
Exons: 2
Coding region: 1-759 (252 amino acids)
Biological process (GO): mitotic cell cycle phase transition; regulation of cyclin-dependent protein serine/threonine kinase activity
Cellular component (GO): cyclin-dependent protein kinase holoenzyme complex; cytoplasm; nucleus
Molecular function (GO): cyclin-dependent protein serine/threonine kinase regulator activity
Source: RefSeq, a predicted model, not a curated record
AUGUGGAGUCAUGGCGACGGAGGUGGAAGGUGCUUUGCAAAACCCACCCACACAUCCUCGUCACCGGGUGAGAAGCACGGUUCGAACGUCACUUCCACCAUACGGGCGUGCGACAUUGCACCCAGCACUCUCAGCCACAUAGAUUUUACGGAGUACGAACAGGACAUAUUGAGAUACCAGAAGCAACUUGAAGUGAAAUUGAUGCCGCACGCACAGUACAUGAAGCACCAGCGUGAAUUGGACUGGACGACACGUGCAAUGCUGGUUGGGUGGAUAGUCAAAGUACACCAGUGCUUUGAAUUACGUCCAGAAACGUUGUUUCUCGCCGUCAAUUAUAUCGACCGUUUCUUGACUUGCCGUGCUGUUUCUCGAGACCGACUCCAGCUUCUGGGAGCUGCAGCCGUUAUCAUUGCGGUGAAGUAUGAAGAAGGUGAACCAAUACCCCUUUCGACUAUUGACACAAUCACAUUCAAGCGAUAUGGAAUUGACAUGAUCAAGAGAGCUGAGAGAAUGAUCCUCUCCUCGUUGCGCUUUGAGCUUGGUUGGCCCGGUCCCAUGGCAUUUCUCCGUAGAACCCUGUUGAAAGAGGGAGAUGAUGAUCAGGUGGGAGCGCUGGCUCAAUACUUUUUAGAGGUCUCCUUGCUGGAUGAACGCUUCAUUUCUGACUUACCAAGCCGCACUGCAGCCGUUACACAUCUCCUAGCACGUACGAUAUUGGCCAAUGAAGCAUUGUUUUCAACCGUGGAGAUCGAGAAGUGA